UGUCAAAGUGAUUAUGAUUAUUCCUAUAAAACACAACCUUGCAUUUCCUACUUUCACACAAUUGUUACACAUUUCCUCUUGUAACAUCUCAAAAGAAGGAGGGAAAAAAAAAUAUUGUAGCAUCAAAUUCCUAAAACUUUAUAGUGACUAUAUAUUUUCUAAUUGAAUUAGAGGGUUUUGCAUAAGCAAGAUGGAAUUCAAGGCAACUGAGCUUAGAUUGGGAUUACCAGGGACAGAUGAAAAGGAUAUGAAAACAAUACAUGGUAGUGUUGUUAAGAAUAACAAAAGACAAUUACCUCAAACUUCUGAAGAAUCUGUUUCAAUUUCUAAGGUUUCAAAUGAUGACCAGCAUGUGGAGAGUUCUUCUGCUGCCCCUCCUGCCAAGGCAAAGAUAGUAGGGUGGCCACCAAUUAGGUCUUACAGGAAAAACACUUUGCAAGAGGCUGAAGUUGGUGGGAUAUAUGUGAAAGUUAGCAUGGAUGGAGCUCCUUACCUUAGAAAGAUUGACUUGAGGAUCUAUGGAGGUUAUCCAGAACUUCUCAAAGCUCUAGAAACCAUGUUCAAAUUGACCAUAGGUGAGUAUUCUGAAAGAGAGGGUUAUAAGGGAUCUGAAUAUGCACCAACCUAUGAAGACAAGGAUGGUGACUGGAUGCUAGUUGGAGAUGUUCCAUGGGACAUGUUUGUGACUUCCUGCAAAAGACUAAGAAUCAUGAAAGGCACAGAAGCUAGAGGUUUGGGUUGUGGUGUAUGAGAAACAACUGAAUUUUUCCUAUGACUAUAUGCAAGAAAAAGAGUUUUGGUGUUUAGGAAAGUCAAUCUUUCAAUUGCUGGAGCUAAUGGAUUUUGAAUCUUGAUUUGGAAGGGAGAUGGAAGAUACUUUCUACAUAAACUUUGUCAACAUGUUUUUUUGGUUAUUUUAGCAUCUUGAAGUGAUGCUAUAUGCUAUAUUGUUUGUUAUUUCCACUGAACAUUUUCAAUAACAUUUUCAGAAAUUUGCAUCAAAGCAACUUUGUAUACUUAUAGAGAAUUAGAAUUAGAAGAGUCAUGGUUUGUUUUGUAUCAAUAUAUAAAUAGAAACUUUAAUUACGUAGUUAUUUUUUUGACAGGGAAAAUAAAUACAUAGUUGCUACUCAUUUGUUCAUAA
Molecule: messenger RNA, 1144 nt
Organism: Medicago truncatula (barrel medic)
Lineage: Eukaryota; Viridiplantae; Streptophyta; Magnoliopsida; Fabales; Fabaceae
Product: auxin-induced protein IAA4
Exons: 4
Coding region: 191-751 (186 amino acids)
Biological process (GO): regulation of DNA-templated transcription
Cellular component (GO): nucleus
Source: RefSeq, a predicted model, not a curated record